Messenger RNA from Ilex paraguariensis (yerba mate), 750 nucleotides. The record is from the annotation of a GenBank genome assembly. NCBI's taxonomy places the organism in Eukaryota, Viridiplantae, Streptophyta, Magnoliopsida, Aquifoliales, Aquifoliaceae.
AUGGCUGCCAUUUUUUCAACCUCCGCCCUCGUCUCUACAUCCACCACCACCUCCUCCGCCUCUAAACCUCCUCCAAAACCUCAACUUCCACCAUUUCUACCCAAAACCCAAGUCACAAUCCCACCCUCCAAACCGCCGUUAACCAACUUUACCACCGCCUUGACCGCCACUGCCAUAGCUACCACAAUACUAACCGCCGCCACGACACCUUCCUCUUUAGCCGAUUCAACCACAGCCUUCCACUUAUACUACGGCACUGCCGCUAGCGCGUCCAGCUACGGCGGCUAUGGCGGAAACUCUGACAAGAAAGCCUCCGCCGAGUACACCUACGACGUCCCGGACGGCUGGAAAGAACGCCUAGUUUCAAAAGUCGAGAAGGGUACAAACGGCACCGAUAGCGAAUUCUACAACCCGAAGAAGAAAUCGGAGAAGGAGUACCUGACAUUUCUCGCUGGAUUCCGGCAACUGGCGCCGAAGGAUGUGAUUCUUAACAACUUGGCUUUAUCAGACGUGGAUUUGCAGGAUCUUAUCGCCAGCGCCCAGACGGUGGUUUCCGAUGAGAGGAAGGACGAUAAUGGGCAAGUGUAUUAUGUUUAUGAGAUUGAUGGGGUUGGUGCACAUAGCUUGAUUUCGGUGACUUGUGCGAAUAAUAAGCUUUACGCGCAUUUUGUCAACGCGCCGGCGCCGGAGUGGCAGAAGGAUAAGGAAACUUUGAAACACAUUCAUGAGUCGUUUAAGACAGUUGGGUGA